AUGGAUAACUCGAUAGUGAACUUCACUACACCUCAAGCAUCCACAAACUCCACAUCUCCUUCAUCUGGGCCAACAACACUUGAAGACGGAUUAAAAAUGUUUAUCUGCUGUUUAAAUGUCCUGUUUGGUGUUCCCACACACUCCUACGUUAUCUGGCUCAUCGUCACAGAAACAGGAAGUUCAUUUGUUUCCAGAUUUUUUAUUCUUAAUCUUUCAGUGUGUGAGAUUGGUAACUGUCUGCAUGGUUUGCUUGUUCUUCUGGCAUUUUUGUUUUCAAGCCUCACAGCAGCAAGCCAUUUUUUCCAAGGACUAGGCAUCACCGGUCGUCCUCUGUUUCAGUGUCUGAUGUGUGUGGAGCGUUACCUGGCGGUGGUUCAUCCUGUUACCUUUCUGAAGUACAAACCUCUCAGAUAUAGAGUCAUGUUCUCCACCGCUGCCUGGAUCAUUUGUCUUGUGUCCUGUUCGAGCUGCAUCUUCAUUUUGGUCUCAUUUGAAUUCGACAUUUUUACAUGGUUCUUCUCGGUUCAGUUCCUCAUCUUCCUCUCUAUUCAAUUGUUUUGCCUUAUGGCUGUUCUCCGAGCUCUGAAGCAGUCAGGACCAGGAGAGAGAGGGAGAGAGAGAGAGGAGGAAAACCACAUGAAGAGAAGAGCGUUUUAUCUCAUUCUCAUAACUACUGUGAGCAUGAUUAUUCUUUAUGUGCCCUUUGUUAUCUUAGGGUUUGUUAUUAUUUUGACAAAACAGAAUAUUAUUGGAUUUUGGUUUUCUGUUGUGGUUUGUUAUGUUGUUGCUGGUUUUAUACAGCCUGUUGUUUAUCUACACAGUGCUGGAAAACUCUUCUGCCUCCGUUCUGCAUAA
Molecule: messenger RNA, 855 nt
Organism: Triplophysa rosa
Lineage: Eukaryota; Metazoa; Chordata; Actinopteri; Cypriniformes; Nemacheilidae
Product: somatostatin receptor type 5-like
Exons: 1
Coding region: 1-855 (284 amino acids)
Biological process (GO): phospholipase C-activating G protein-coupled receptor signaling pathway; positive regulation of Rho protein signal transduction
Cellular component (GO): membrane
Molecular function (GO): G protein-coupled receptor activity
Source: RefSeq, a predicted model, not a curated record